AUGAGGCUCUUAGUUCUCCUUUUAAUUUUAUUUGAGACUGCUAAACCUAGUCCUGUCACACGGUGUGAAAAAGAGUAUGACUGCCCCAAAGACUACCAAGAAGUCUUCUCGAGCUCCAUCACUGAGAUCCCUAAAUCCAUCAAAUCAAAAACCACAGAGAUCUUCUUUGUGCAGACGGAAAUAUCAACAAUAAGAAAAGGGGCUUUCAAUUCCAUGAGUCAACUGCAAAAAAUAGCAUUCAUUAACAAUAAGAUUCAAUCAGUUGAAGUUGGUGCAUUUGACAAUUUGCCUAAUCUCAUAGAACUAGAGAUUUCUGGAAAUGCUGAUUUAAAGCAACUGAUGAGUGGAAUAUUUCAAAAUCUUUUGAGUCUGAAAAAGCUCAUAUUGAAAAAUAAUAAAAUUAAUUUGCUUGAACAAGGUAUCUUUGACAGCCUGGACAAUUUAGAAGAACUUUAUUUAAAUGUUAAUGAACUGACAGCAUUGCCUCAAGAUCCAUUCAACAAUCUUGUUAACCUUACAAUGUUACAUCUAGCAAAAAAUAAUCUCAAAACAUUACCUGAUGACAUAUUUACCAAACUGACCAAACUAAAAAUCCUUCGGCUCUAUGAAAAUAAUUUAAGUGAUCUUCCACCAGGCUUGGUGGAUAGUAACCAUGAACUGACUGAAUUCAGUGCCUUCAAGAACAAGAUACAGCAAUGGCCCAAAAACUUUCUGGCCAAAUCAAAAAAACUUGAAAAACUUUCCUUAGAUGGUAAUCAAAUAGAGGAACUUCCAGAUAAUACAUUUUUUGGUCUUAAUAAAAUUAAGCAGUUCAAAAUAAACUCAAAUAAACUCCAGAAGCUUCCACGCCAAAUAACUGAUGGCAUGCUCAUAACAGAACUUGAUCUGAGUCAAAACAACUUAAAAACUCUUCCACAAGAGACAUUUAGUACUUUUAAAUCCCUGAAAAAGUUGACUAUUUCUUACAAUCAAAUAAAUGAUUUAACAAAGGAAAUGUUUAAAGGUCUGGACAAGGUAACAGAGCUUAAUUUACAAAAUAAUAUACUUAGUAGCUUACAAGAUGAUGUGUUCUCUCUCCUUCCGCAGUUAAAGACACUGAAGCUUAAUGCAAACCAAUUCACCAAUUUUCCAGUGCCUUCUAUUGACUCCAUUCCUAAACUGACUGGUGUGUACUUGAAAGGUAAUCCUUGGGCUUGUGAUUGUAAUAUGGUAGAUCUUUAUGACUGGAUAAUGAGCAAUCUAGCACAAGUCAAAGACGCUAACAUGCUAUUUUGUAUGUCACCUUCUCAUUAUAAUGGAAAACUACUAAUUUCUAUGAGGUCAGAUGAAUUAAUAUGCCCAACAACUCUUAUGACAACAAAAAAAUUUACGACAGUCCAAACAACGACGGCAGGAGCCAUUGUCACAACUCACCCAACUACCAAGCAACUGACAACAACUUCCCAGGUUGCUACACAACCUAUCAUAACAACUCACAGCUCAACAACACCUCUCACAACUCUUCCACCAACUACAACUCAAGAAAUUACAACUGAUUUAACCACAACUCUUCCACCAACUACAACUCAAGAAAUUACAACUGAUUUAACCACAACUCUUCCACCAACUACAACUCAAGAAAUUACAACUGAUUUAACCACAACUCUUCCACCAACUACAACUCAAGAAAUUACAACUCAUUUAACCACAACUCUUCCACCAACUACAACUCAAGAAAUUACAACUCAUUUAACUACAACUCUUCCACCAACUACAACUCAAGAAAUUACAACUCAUUUAACUACAGCUACAACAACCGCAAUAACCUCAAUGAAGCCUACAACACCAGCUGUUACAACGCCCCUGGAAACAACACUCCUGCAAACCACAACCAAUGAAGUUAAAACAGUACAAACUACAACAACAAUGGCAACUACAUACAUGACAUCUACAGAGCCUACAACUAUACAAAUCACAACACCACCAGAAACAACUUUUGUUCAGACUACUACUGAAGAGCCUACUACUUUAGAAAUCACAACACCACUAGAAACAACUUUUGUUCAGACUACUACUGAAGAUCCUACUACUUUAGAAAUCACAACACCGCUAGAAACAACUUUUGUUCAGACUACAACUGAAGAGCCUACUACUUUAGAAAUCACAACACCAAAAGAAACAACUCUUCUGCAGACUACAACUGAAGAACCUACAACCGAACAACAGACAAAUGCAGCAACAACUAUUUCAGAAACGACAACGAUAUGA
This is a messenger RNA of Nanorana parkeri, 2247 nucleotides long. RefSeq names its product carboxypeptidase N subunit 2-like. NCBI's taxonomy places the organism in Eukaryota, Metazoa, Chordata, Amphibia, Anura, Dicroglossidae. The transcript is spliced from 2 exons. The record is from RefSeq and is a predicted model, not a curated record. Gene Ontology annotation, molecular function: protein binding. The coding region runs from base 1 to 2247 and encodes 748 amino acids.